This is a messenger RNA of Colletotrichum spaethianum, 282 nucleotides long. RefSeq lists its product as uncharacterized. The record is from RefSeq and is a predicted model, not a curated record. The transcript has 2 exons. Bases 1 to 282 code for a protein of 93 amino acids. NCBI's taxonomy places the organism in Eukaryota, Fungi, Ascomycota, Sordariomycetes, Glomerellales, Glomerellaceae.
AUGGCGACCACAAGUGAACAUAGCAUCAUCUGUAUCCACGAUUUGGGUGGGUCUCCCAAGUCGACGUGGCACCACGAUGAGUCUGGCAAGACCUGGAUAUCAGAUCCCGAUUUUCUCGGCAGGUUAAUGGACUUGGUACAAGUGUGGACCUAUGGAUACAACUCCGAGCCUGCGGCGAACAUGACGCCGGCCAGCAUCGCUCUUCAUGCCGACGAGCUUCUUGCGUCUAUGAUGGAAGAAUACCGCAAGUACAGCGUACGCACCAAGCUCCACGCUACCUAA